Messenger RNA from Geodia barretti, 840 nucleotides. The record is from the annotation of a GenBank genome assembly. Lineage: Eukaryota; Metazoa; Porifera; Demospongiae; Tetractinellida; Geodiidae.
AUGCGGCCUUACGGGCGCAAUGCGCAAUGGGCGUUGCAGCGAGCGGGUAUCGCCGCCCACUGUUUCGUGAUUCCGCCCGGCGAGACCAGCAAGUCAUUCCAGCUGGCCCAGGAAAUAUACGAAUGGCUGGUCGGCCUCAAAGCCGAACGGGGUCAGCCCAUUAUUGCGAUCGGCGGCGGCGUGUCGGGCGACCUCGGCGGUUUCAUCGCAAGCACCUUCCUGCGGGGCGUGCCCUUCGUGCAGGUUCCCACCAGCAUGGCGGCUAUGGUCGAUGCAUCCAUCGGUGGCAAGGUGGCCGUCAACCUUCCCCAGGCCAAAAACAUGGUGGGCGCGUUUUACCAGCCCCGGGCCGUGCUCGCCGACGUAGGGGCCCUCUCCACCCUCGGCAAGCGUGAAUUGGCAGAAGGUUGGGCCGAAGCCAUCAAGCAUGGUCUCAUUCUCGACCCAUCGACGAGCGCGAAAACCCUCGGCAUCCGCAUCCUGCUCAACUACGGUCACACCAUCGGCCACGCCCUGGAAGCAUCCACCGAGUACGGACGCUUCAUGCACGGCGAGGGCGUUUCGGUGGGCAUGAUGGGCGCUGCCCGUAUCGCCCGUGAGAUGGGUAUGAUUGGCGACGACAUCGUAGAACGCCAGCGCACCCUGCUGCAAAGGUUCAACCUGCCUAUCACGGCGCCGGAUGUCGACCUGGCCGCAGUACGCAGCGCCAUGUCCCUGGACAAGAAAACCGUGGGCGGAGCCAACCGGUGGGUUCUCCUGGAGGAUGUCGGCCAAGCCACGGUGCGGCGCGAUAUUCCCACCGAACUGGUCGACGAUACCCUGGCGUGGCUGACCCGCUAA